AUGUGUAUUGGAACUAGUCUUGCGAGUAUAGGAAACAUUUUGAGCAAUCAAGAAAAAUACGACGAAGCUUUUGAUAUGUAUGAACAAGCAUUAGUCAUCUAUGAGAAAUUCUGUUCAUCUGAAGAUCUGGAACUUCCAACUUGUUUGAGUAAUAUGGGUUUUCUUCUAGAUAGUCAACAGAAAUAUGAUCAAGCACUUCCCUUUCAUUAUCGAGCAUUAGCAAUUCAGGAAAAACAUUUACCAUAUUCGUAUACAACCGUUGUGAAUGUUCUAAAGGAUAUGGGUCAGGUAAAAGUUAAACAAAGCAAUUUUGAUGGAGCUCAUGAUGAUUUCUCUCGAGCAGUAGCUUUACUUCAACAAUAUGAUCCACUUAAUCACUCUCAGCUUGUCAAUGAUCUCGAAUGGAUUGUCUCUGUUUGGAAAAAACGAACAAUGUUAUCAUCGUGCUAUUGA
Adineta steineri is the source of this 453-nucleotide messenger RNA. NCBI's taxonomy places the organism in Eukaryota, Metazoa, Rotifera, Eurotatoria, Adinetida, Adinetidae. The record is from the annotation of a GenBank genome assembly.